This is a messenger RNA of Talaromyces atroroseus, 1575 nucleotides long. RefSeq lists its product as hypothetical. The coding region runs from base 1 to 1575 and encodes 524 amino acids. Lineage: Eukaryota; Fungi; Ascomycota; Eurotiomycetes; Eurotiales; Trichocomaceae. The record is from RefSeq and is a predicted model, not a curated record. The transcript has 3 exons.
AUGGCUGCCCCAAACAUCAUAAGCGCUCCUCUGCUUCCGGCAACUCCUUUAAUGAAUGAAUAUUGCGCCCCUCAAGAGAAUUCCCAGAAAGCCCCGCAAGAAGUCAUCUCAGAAGUGACUCAUGAAGUUCCUCAAGAACAGUCCAAAACAGAGACUCCUAUAACGGAUGUUCUAGAGAGCCCACAAGAUGUUUCUCAAGAAGUCACCUCUGAAAUGACCCAGGAAGGCCCCCAAGAAAAGUCCGAAACAGAAACUCCUACCGAGACUGUUAUCGAGACUCCUCAAGGUGAAAUGGGUCAGGAAAUUCCUGAGGAAAAAUUCCAAGAGAUCAAACAGGAGUCUCCUGUCGAAGCCGUUCUAGAGAUCCCUCAAGAGCCUCAAGAAGCUGCACAAGGAAUACAUUCAGAAGCCAUUCAAGAUGCCCCUUCUGAGCAGGAGCCGAACGUGGUUGAAGAAGCCCCGUUGCCAUCACCAACUAACAAAAAUAAGCCCAUCAUCCCUGUUAGGGAGAGCCUGCCUCCCUCUGAGCGGGUAGCUUUCGACCCAGCCAAGCAUAUCAAGUUCACUCCGCCUUCGAAAGUGUGGACAAUGCAAGAGCUUGAUUAUCCUGAGGGCAAAGGAAUUUCUCCCGUGGGUGUUUCGGAGCCCUUCCCUCUCUUCAGUGAGGACGCAAUCAAGCAAAUGCGAGCAGAGAUUUUCAGUGAAGAAGUCUGGGACAAGUACCAAUACUCCAGCAAUCUGUCCCAUUGCCAACUGCGUGGCUAUGCUCCAGAAUGUGCACCGUUCAUAUACGAUGCAUGGAGAAGCCCAGAGGUGCUGGAGAUCAUCUCUAAGGUUGCAGGUAUUGAUUUGGUUCCUGUAAUGGACUGGGAGAUUGCCCACAUCAACAUUGCCGUGCAGAGCGAAGAAGAGAAGUCGAAAGAGCUCGAAAUAGCACACCGCAACGCUGAUGAGGGCGUUGCCGGAUGUCCCUUGGAAGACGAUCACCCGGUAGUGGGCUGGCACACUGACAGUUACCCUUUUGUUUGUGUGACCAUGCUCUCUGACUGCACCGACAUGGUUGGCGGCGAGACGAUGUUGCGUAAAGGCAAUGGCGCCACUGUCAAAGUGCGCGGACCCCAGAUAGGAUCUGCUGUCAUUCUCCAGGGCCGGUACAUUGAGCAUCAAGCCCUUCGUGCGUUGGGCGCAGCCGAGCGCAUCACCUCAGUGACAUCCUUCCGUCCACGCUCAUCUGCCGUCAAGGACGAGACGGUGCUCACCACCGUGCGACCCAUUUCAGACCUCAAAGAGCUGUACCAUCAAUACGCCGAAUAUCGCUUCGAAAUCCUGCAAGAUCGCCUGCGCGACAUGGAACGGAAGAUGCGCGACCUCAAGCGGGCAAACCGGCCGUUUGAUACGGAGGGGACAAAAGCCUUUAUCCGGGAACAGAUUCAGUUCUUCGAGACAAUGGACCAACAGAUGGUUAGCGACCAAUACGUGCAGAAGGGAUACAUUGGCGAUGACCAUCUCGUUUCUGAUGAGACUCGAGAGAACUUCAAAAAGAGGGGCAUUUACGUGGAGGCCGCUGCUGCAUGA